Clupea harengus (Atlantic herring) is the source of this 830-nucleotide messenger RNA. It is a transcript of the gene apodb, whose product is annotated as apolipoprotein Db. Lineage: Eukaryota; Metazoa; Chordata; Actinopteri; Clupeiformes; Clupeidae. Gene Ontology annotation, cellular component: cytoplasm. Gene Ontology annotation, molecular function: lipid binding. Gene Ontology annotation, biological process: lipid metabolic process; response to reactive oxygen species; tissue regeneration. The record is from RefSeq and is a predicted model, not a curated record.
AGAGUCAAGGGAGUGCCCCGACUGCUUCACAUUCUCCGUUUACCCUGGAACUGCAACAAAGGAUUUCACGCAGGAGAAAAGAAUCUGGGUGUGGAAAUAAUGGCUACAAUCAUCUUGCUUUUGCCACUGGUCCUUCCACUCAUCGCUGCCCAAACAUUGCACUGGGGGCCUUGUCAGACACCAAUGGUUCAACCCAACUUUGACCUCAACAGGUACAUUGGGAAAUGGUAUGAAAUUGAAAAACUCCCUGCAAGUUUUGAGAGAGGAAAAUGUAUUGAAGCUAACUAUGCUGUGAGGCCUGACCAUACCAUCCAAGUGCUCAAUGUGCAGACCUAUAAAGGAAAGGUCAGGACAGCAGAGGGAACUGCUGUCAUCCAGGACGCCAGGGAGUCGGCAAAGCUUGGAGUCAGCUUUUCCUACUUUACUCCCUACAGCCCAUACUGGAUCCUGUCCACCGACUAUUCCAGUGUGGCUGUGAUCUACUCCUGCACAGAUAUCAUGAGGGUCUUCCACAUAGACUAUGCCUGGAUCCUUGGCCGCUCCCGCAUCCUGCCAGCUGAGACUGUGUUCCGUGCCAAGGAACUUUUCUUUCAUGCCAAAAUUGACAUCAGCGGCAUGAAGGCAACAGAGCAGCGUGGUUGUGAUAUCUUCUGAGUUGCUAUUCUAGAAUGUUGUUGUAUGACUUAUACCUUGUGUAACCUCCCAGUUGCAGGACAUUUCUUGUAGCCUAUUUAAUGAAGAGGUUUAUUUUUGGCUUACAUAAAUGAUCAAUUGUCAUAUUAAGUAGAUUGGGAAACUUCUUUAUUACUGGGUUUUUAAAUAGAUGUAUU